This is a messenger RNA of Anoplopoma fimbria (sablefish), 2519 nucleotides long. RefSeq names its product formimidoyltransferase cyclodeaminase (gene ftcd). The record is from RefSeq and is a predicted model, not a curated record. Bases 48 to 1667 code for a protein of 539 amino acids. Gene Ontology annotation, molecular function: transferase activity; folic acid binding. Lineage: Eukaryota; Metazoa; Chordata; Actinopteri; Perciformes; Anoplopomatidae. The transcript has 15 exons.
CCUGAACCCUGAGAGGCUGAAGUAUCUUGGUUCAGUCUGCAGACAUCAUGGCUCAGCUGGUGGAGUGCGUUCCAAACUUCUCUGAAGGUCGAGACAAACAGGUGAUCGAUGCCAUCUCAGCAGCCAUCUCCGGCACGGCGGGCUGCAGCCUGCUGGACGUCGACCCCGGAGCCUCCACCAACCGGACCGUCUACACCUUCGUGGGCUCACCUGAGGCCGUGGUGGAGGGAGCGCUGAACGCCGCCCGGCGGGCCUUCAGCCUCAUCGACAUGAGCAAGCACUCAGGUGAGCAUCCUCGGACCGGAGCGCUGGACGUCUGUCCCUUCAUCCCCGUCCAGAACGUCUCCAUGGACGACUGCGUUCACUGCGCCGACAUCUUCGGACAGAAACUGGCAGAGAUGCUGCACGUCCCCGUGUAUCUUUAUGGAGAAGCAGCACGAAAAGAAACCAGAAGAAGUCUUCCGUCCGUCCGAUCCGGAGAGUACGAAGCUCUACCUGACAAGUUGAAGCUCUCUGAUUGGUCCCCUGACUUCGGCCCUGCUGAGUUUGUGCCGUCGUGGGGCGCCACGGUAACCGGCGCUCGCAAGUUCCUCAUCGCCUUCAACGUAAACCUGAUCAGCACCAAAGAACAGGCUCACCGCAUCGCUCUGGACAUCAGGGAGCAGGGCCGCGGGAAAGACCAGCCCGGGCUGCUGCAGAAGGUCCAGGGGAUGGGCUGGUACCUGGACGAGGCCAACAUCGCCCAGGUGUCCACCAACAUCCUGGACUACGAGCUGACCCCCCUCCAUACGGUGCACCAGGAGGUCUGCAGGGUGGCUGAGGACCUGAAGCUGCCGGUGGUGGGCUCUCAGAUCGUGGGUCUGAUCCCUCUGAAGGCCGUCCUGGACUCUGCAGACUUCUACAUCCUGAGAGACGGACUCUUCAUCGUUGAAGAGGAGCACAAAGUCCGGCUGGUGAUCAGUAAACUGGGCCUGGACUCCCUCGGUCCGUUCAGCCCAAAGGAGAGGAUCAUAGAGUACAUGGUGAGGUCACAGGAGGACAGCCGGCUGGUGUCUCUGUCUCUGAAGCAGUUUGUUCAGAGUGUCGGUUCUCGGACGGCGGCUCCCGGUGGAGGAUCAGUGUCUGCUGCGAUCGCUGCUCUGGGCGCGGCGUUGGGCGCCAUGGUGGGUCAGAUGACCUACGGGAAGAGACAGUUUGAGAAGGUGGACGGCGUGAUGAGGAGGCUGAUUCCUCCGUUCCAUGAGGCCACGAACGAGCUGCUGCUGAUGGUGGACGCCGACUCCACCGCCUUCAACAGCUACAUGGCGGCGCUGAAGAUGCCAAAGAACAACGCAGAGCAGAUUAAAAGGAGGCAGGCUGAGAUGCAGGCGGGGCUGCAGCGGGCGGUGUCCGUGCCCUUGGCUCUGGCUGACAGGAUCAGCCUCCUCUGGUCGCCUCUUAAAGAAAUGGUCGUCUACGGAAACAUCGCCUGCAAGUCGGACGCUCAGGUGGCAGCUAAAGCUUUGGAGGCGGCUGUUUUCGGAGCCUACUUCAACGUCUCCAUCAACCUCAAAGAAAUCACCGACGACGACUUCAAGACGGCCACUCAGAAGAGAGCGGCGGCGUUGCUGCAGGAAGCAAAGGAGAGCGCCGCCGCCGUCCUCCUCGCUGCCGAAGAAAGAAACUGACGUUCUCUUGUUCUUCUAGAACCUUUAACCUCAGAAUGUGGUACAACCAUCAUUUUACUGAUGCUAACAGGAAGCUAACGAUAAAGUCACCAAGCUAACGUCUGACAAGACAAAUAGAGCAAUAAUGAAAUAUUUAUUUCUAUACAAAUAUUAAUUAGUUGAACCUGCCAUCCUCAGCGUUCAUUCAUAAAGAAUCUGUUUCAUUGAACCUAAAUGUUGUCGCUGUAGUGACGCCGGCGGCCACCAGGUGGCAGCAGAACGCAGACAGAAUCCUCCGAUCAAACCGAAACAUUCACAAAUGUACAAAUGAUGUUGUUCUUCUCUGGGAAAUGAAACAGAAACCUUGUAGAACAUAAAGUAAGACUGUAUAAGAAUCAAUAGAAAGAAUCAAUACUGAAUAUCUCAGAAAACGUCCAUGAUGGUUCUGAUCAAGUCCGUCCGAGAUAACGUUGAAAUAAAUGUGUGUGGGGGGGCAGCAAGUGAGGUUUAAGCUCAGUUUUCCUGCAGCUUCUUUACUUCCUGUCACGGGGUCAGAGGUCACAAGGUCAGAGGUCACGGGGUCAGAGGUCACGGGGUCAGAGGUCACAAGGUCAGAGGUCACGGUCACACGCUGACUCAGCAGGAAAUCCUCUCGUCAGAGUGAGACCUCCUGUCAGCUGAUCCACAGUCAGCUGUCAUGUGAUCUUUUUAAGCGUUUGUUCUUUUUAAGUCUUAAUUAUUGAUUAUUGAUUAUUGAUUAUGAAGACUCUGAUAUGUUUCACCUCGGUCUGCACUUGUUUUCACGUUUGAUGUGUUUAGCUGUUUGUUUCUUGUCCUCGAUGUUGAAGUUAAAUAAAGAUUUGAAUGGUGUUA